AUACAUGGCUUCAGAACUUUAAAUGUUGAACUUCAAGGAAAAGAUGGGACAAUAAUUGAGUUAUUGAGUUCUAUAAAUGGGUUUAAAUCAAAAUUGAUAUUACUCAAGUCACAAUUAAAUGAAUCUAAUUUGAAUAAUUUUCCAAACUUAAAAGAUUUUUUUGAAAAGCAAAAAUGUACAGUGGCAGUGGAAAUAUAUUGCUCUGAGGUUGAAAAAGUGUACAAUGAAUUUGAAAGACGAUUUAAAGAUAUUCAAAAAUUAGAGCCGAUUAUUACAUUUGUGUCUUUUCCUUUCUCCGAAACAAACAGUAUUGAAAAUAUUUCUACACAAAUAAGCAAUUUGUUUGAUAUGGAUUCUACAAAAUUUGAAUCUGAAAUUAUAAAAAUUAAAUCAGAUAUAUUCCUCAAAGCUCGAGGUUAUGGAACAAAUUUUUGGAAUUUACUGAGCGAAGAAAAAUAUCCGGGUUUGAAGAAUGUAGCUUUGCAGUUACAUACUUAUUUUGGAUCUACAUAUUUGUGCGAAACAGCAUUUUCUCACAUGAAAAUGAUAAAAACAGAAUUUCGAUCUACGCUCUCUGAUGACCAUUUGAAGCAGUGUCUUCGAUUAGCAGUUAGCAACUAUUCGCCAGAUUACGACCAAUUAGUCAAUGACAUGCAAUGUCACACUUCAACAAUGGCCAGAUCAACAAAAUAA
Sipha flava (yellow sugarcane aphid) is the source of this 693-nucleotide messenger RNA. RefSeq names its product EPM2A-interacting protein 1-like. Gene Ontology annotation, molecular function: protein dimerization activity. The transcript has a single exon. The annotation marks the transcript as partial. NCBI's taxonomy places the organism in Eukaryota, Metazoa, Arthropoda, Insecta, Hemiptera, Aphididae. The record is from RefSeq and is a predicted model, not a curated record.